Messenger RNA from Salpingoeca rosetta, 1359 nucleotides. RefSeq lists its product as uncharacterized. The record is from RefSeq and is a predicted model, not a curated record. The transcript is spliced from 4 exons. NCBI's taxonomy places the organism in Eukaryota, Choanoflagellata, Craspedida, Salpingoecidae. The coding region runs from base 90 to 1010 and encodes 306 amino acids.
AACAACAACAACAACAACAACAGCGAGAGGCGAAGAGAAUCGCUGCAUCACCGGGGCGGCGGCGGCAGCAGCGGCCAACAACACCAGCAAUGUCUGACACUGCAACUGACAGUGCAAGUGCAACUGCAUCCGCGACACAAGAAGAGCAUACGCCCAAGCGCGCAAAGCGUGCGCAGCAAGUGCGGUCACCAGCAACAGCAAAGGCCAAGGGGAGGGAUACGGCAGUAUCAGCGCGUCGCAGCAGCAAAGCGAAAUCGAAAGCACCAGCGCAGCAGACAACGCAUAAGGAGACGGGUGCAGCUGCAUUCACCACACCAACGAUGACAGCGGGUGCAGUAGCGAGAACCGAAGGCGGGAGGGAAGCACAGACGAGGCCGGCACGCAGGAAGGAUAGGGUGGACAAGAGCACAGAGAAAAGGAAGAGGAAAACAACCAAGGCAGCAAAGGAGGCAAGGAAGAGAAAAGAGACAAGGAAGGGCAAGGAGAAGAAAGCAAAGGAGAAAAAGGAAAGGGUCUCCCGCAAACAGCAACAACAACAACAACAACACGGGGCUGUGGCAUCUGAUUCGCGUGAACCGAGCCGUUCAUCGCAGGUGCGACGACGGCAGGAUGUGUCUCCAGCCAUGCUCACAGCGCAUGCACAGUCCAUCGAGCACAUGUUCGCGCAGGGCAGGCCCCUCACUGACAUUGUCAAGGCCUUCUGCGAGAUCACCGGCGUGUCGCGCAGUGACGCGUUUUCCGCCAUCGACCGACACUGUGGAGACUUUGCUGCCGCUAUGCGAUUCAUCAUUACGGGGGCAACAGAUGGGAUGUGGGAUCCUGUGGACGACAAGUGGCUGCUCAGCGCAAACGUCGCAGAGGUUGCCAUCGCCAAGGAGAAAUACGGGGAGGCCAUGUGCAUUCGUCGAUUCCAGUUCUUGUACCCGGACCGUGACGCGGGUGAGGCACCACCUGCUGAUGGCGACGGUGAUGGCGACGGUGAUGGCGGCGCUGCCGCUAUGCAAUCAUGAUGUGCCCUUGUCGUGUUGAGAAGUAGAGCAAGGGUUCUGUGACACCGAGCCUGUGGCGCAACAGAUGUCGCACCUGUAUGUGUGUGUAUGUGUUGCGCACGCGCGCGUGUGUGCGUGUGUGUGUGUGUGUCGCGUAUUAGAUGUGUGUUUUGAGCAUGCAUGCGCGUGGUGGUUGCUGCGUGCGGUGUGGUGGAGUGGAGUGCUGUUCAUGCUGUGCCCCCGACAAGCGGCCGUUGCAAGCUGUCUCUCUGUCGCUGCCCUGCUUCUGUUGCCCCCUCCUCAACCUCGCCUGUGCUGCGAACCGACCUGAAGCGCCAAUUCCAAGUCGCAAUAAACGUGGAUACCGUUG